Molecule: messenger RNA, 2169 nt
Organism: Solanum dulcamara
Lineage: Eukaryota; Viridiplantae; Streptophyta; Magnoliopsida; Solanales; Solanaceae
Product: casein kinase 1-like protein 2
Exons: 14
Coding region: 214-1632 (472 amino acids)
Biological process (GO): endocytosis; peptidyl-serine phosphorylation; signal transduction
Cellular component (GO): nucleus; cytoplasm
Molecular function (GO): ATP binding; protein serine/threonine kinase activity
Source: RefSeq, a predicted model, not a curated record
AAUAUUUGAGAAUAACACACACACAAAAAAAGGAAGCAUGUAUCCAAAUUCCUUUUCUUCUCAAACCUAACCCUAGCUUUGUAGAUAGAGAAAAAAAAUAUAUCAGAUUUUGGGAGGCAGAAGAAAACCCUUGAGAUCGAUCUCACAGUUGUAAUCUUUUUUUCUUUGAUUUUGAGAGAAAAAUACUUUGUUAGGGUUUUGGAUAAUUUUGUAAUGGAGCCUCGUGUGGGUAACAAGUUUCGACUUGGUCGCAAAAUUGGCAGUGGAUCCUUCGGUGAGAUCUAUCUUGGUACUAAUAUUCAGAUUAAUGAGGAGGUGGCAAUUAAGCUGGAAAAUAAUAAGACAAAGCAUCCACAGUUGCUAUAUGAAUCGAAGUUGUAUAGAAUUCUUCAGGGAGGAACUGGAAUUCCAAACGUGAGGUGGUUUGGCGUCGAGGGAGAUUACAAUGUUCUGGUCAUGGAUUUACUAGGACCCAGUCUUGAAGAUCUAUUUAACUUUUGCAGCAGGAAGCUUUCCCUGAAGACAGUUUUAAUGCUUGCUGAUCAAAUGAUAAAUCGUGUUGAAUUUGUUCAUUCUAAAUCAUUUUUGCAUCGAGAUAUUAAGCCAGACAAUUUUCUUAUGGGCUUGGGAAGGCGUGCAAAUCAGGUCUACAUAAUUGACUUCGGUCUAGCUAAGAAGUAUCGAGAUACUUCAUCUCAUCAACACAUUCCUUACCGAGAGAACAAAAACUUGACGGGCACUGCAAGAUAUGCUAGCAUGAACACUCACCUUGGUAUCGAGCAAAGCAGGAGGGAUGAUUUGGAGUCUCUUGGAUAUGUUCUUAUGUACUUCCUGCGAGGAAGUCUUCCUUGGCAAGGGCUGAAAGCAGGAAAUAAGAAGCAGAAGUAUGAGAAAAUUAGUGAAAAGAAGGUUUCGACAUCUAUCGAGGCUUUGUGUCGAGGUUAUCCUACUGAAUUUGCGUCAUAUUUCCAUUACUGUCGUUCUCUGCGCUUUGAGGAUAAACCAGAUUAUGCUUAUCUGAAGAGAAUAUUUCGUGACCUCUUCAUCCGUGAAGGUUUUCAGUUUGAUUAUGUUUUUGAUUGGACUAUAUUAAAGUAUCAGCAAUCGCAAAUUGCAGCUCCUCCUUCCCGACCUCUUGGAGCUGGUGCCGGAACCAGCUCAGGUAUGCCUCCAGUUAUUCCCAAGACAGAAAGACAGGCAGGUGAAGAAGAAGGAAGACAAUCAGCAGAUCCUUCUCGGAGGAGAAGUCCUGGGCCACCACUGAUUAGUGCUGGAAGUUUAUCCAAGCAGAAAAGUCCUAUUGGAAAUGAUUCCACGAGCAAGGAGGCUAUGUUGUCAAGCUCCACUUUUCUGGGAAGAUCUAGUGGGUCUCUGAGGCAAGGUCUAGUCUCUGGGAGCCGUGAGACUUUCACAAUGGGAAAUGAUUCUGACCCUACACAUUCUCGCACGCCUGAGACAAGUCCAGCGACCAUGCACAAAAUAUCAGGUGGACAUAGAAGCUCUCUGCUUGGUGGAUCAUCUGAUCCUAGAUAUGCCUCAUCUAGCAUGAAUACUUCUGGCAUAAAGAACUAUGAAUCGACGCUCAAAGGAAUUGAGACUCUACAUUUUGAGGAUGAAGAGAGGGCUCAUUGAUUGCAAAUCCUUUCACUUGUAAAUAUUUUCUUGUGUGGUUGACUUCAGAUAGAAUUGAGGCCCUGAAAGUUUAUUUUUGUUUGAAUUCGUGGGUUGGAAACUAGUGAACGAGCAGUUGUUAUUCGGGCUGGCAAAAGAUCUACAGCAAAUAAAUAGAUCAAGAUGGUGCCAAUGCAGGAGGUGAGGUCCUGUUAAUACUAACUCCGACAUGGUGAAUGACUCUUUAUAGUUCUAGGCAAUGCAUGCAGCAUUGUCUAUAAUCAUUUAGUUCUGUCCAACUGUGGGGGAUCAGUUAAACUGUAUAUUAAAUUUCCCCAUACUCUUAAUACUCUUCAGGUUAGAUGUGAUUGAGUUAACACAGUUCUCAAAUAUUAGGAUUCUGGUAAUUCAUAUGUAGCAGGUUGUGCAAGGAUAAUGAUGUGUUUAUUUCUCUUCAGUAUAUCAAUCGAAACAGAAUAGGAGGUGCUAGAAAGCAUGGUCAUGUUAUGCACUUUUGGCAGCUAUUUCUAAUCAUUAUUUUUUUGUUUCUUUCCAUUG